UCGAAUUUACUCUUUUCUUUCUUAUAGAUUGUGAUGUUUUGUCUUACAACAUUGUUGUUGUUGUCUCUUUGCGUGAGGAAUUUCUGGCGUGGGGAAUUUUUUCUAACCGAGUUGUGUCUCGGACACAGCUAGUUUAGCAAGUAGUUUAUAAUAGUCAGUCAAGAUUUUGUUGUAAAAUUUUGAUGCGUUUUCAUGUUUUUCUUUCUAUAAAAGAGGACAGUGGUUUCCAAGAUGGGUUACCAUACAUGCCCGAUCAUUUUAAAGUCUUGACCUUUUUUACCAUUUCAUUCCUUCUGAGAUCCAAAAGGAUGUGUGAAAAUGCAGCUACAGCAAUGUAUUGUGCUGAAAUUACUUUAUAAAUACCUGUACAUUGUUCUUUUGCAGUAUUGACAAAUGACAGAGCCAGAUACCAAACUGAGCUUGAAGUUAUUGGUUGACAAGAAUGCCAACAAAGUCCUUUUUGCAGAAGCUGGAAAAGAUUUUGUGGACUUUCUGUUCAACCUCCUUUCCUUGCCUGUGGGUACCGUGAUUAGGCUUAUCACAAACGCAACCAUGGUUGGCUGCAUUGGAAAUCUUUACCAGAGCAUUGAAAACCUCAAUCAAACUUACAUGCAGCCUAAUCAAGAUAAGGAUUUGCUUUUAAAGCCCCAUGUGCCAAACCAUGUUGCUAAUGUGCCUAUCUUGCUGCCUGACACUAAUCAAGCCGAGAGAAAGUUGUACAUGCGUGUAAAGCAAUGCCGGUGUACCACAGACUGUAAAGACACCAUUUGUGCUACUUGCAGAAAUCCAAUGUGUUAUGAAGUGAAGUUUGUUGGUGAGAAUAAUUCUACUGCUGAUUCAACCAGUGAGGGAGGAUAUGUGAAGGGAUUGGUUACAUACAUGGUGACUGAUGAUUUGUCAGUGUCACCAAUGUCAAUGAUAUCUGGUGUUGCUCAGCUAAACAAGUUCAAUGUUAGGGAUUUUGGCGCUCUUGAGGAAAGGAUGGCUGAGUUUGGGAUCAAUGGGGGUCUGUAAGUGUUGAAGGCUUCUCUGCAGUCUAAGGCAGCACUUACCGCAGUCUUCCUUUCAAAGCACGAGGUCAAGGUGGAUUUCAUUGCGGGGGGUGAUCUUUCUCAACUCUAAUUUUGCCUCGCAAGAAAUUACAUGUUCUGAUCCCUUCUACGAUUAUUAGAGCAUGCACAUUUUGUUUAGUGCUGCCCUGGUUGUUAGAUUACAACGAAUUCUUUCAUUAAUGUAUGGUGAGAAACGUUAUAUUUUCAUGGCUGGUUUAUUUGCAUGAUGGAAAGGUAAUGGAAUUAAUCAGCCCUUCUUUUCCC
This is a messenger RNA of Populus trichocarpa (black cottonwood), 1316 nucleotides long. RefSeq lists its product as uncharacterized. The coding region runs from base 394 to 1014 and encodes 206 amino acids. The record is from RefSeq and is a predicted model, not a curated record. NCBI's taxonomy places the organism in Eukaryota, Viridiplantae, Streptophyta, Magnoliopsida, Malpighiales, Salicaceae. The transcript is spliced from 2 exons.